Diorhabda sublineata is the source of this 17557-nucleotide messenger RNA. It is a transcript of the gene Dscam4, whose product is annotated as cell adhesion molecule Dscam2. Gene Ontology annotation, molecular function: protein binding. Gene Ontology annotation, biological process: cell-cell adhesion. Bases 83 to 5881 code for a protein of 1932 amino acids. The record is from RefSeq and is a predicted model, not a curated record. The transcript is spliced from 28 exons. Lineage: Eukaryota; Metazoa; Arthropoda; Insecta; Coleoptera; Chrysomelidae.
GGUGUUUCGAUUCCGUCGGAAAACGUCGAUUACCUUUAUAUAGUGAAAAAUUCAAAAAGUUACUUAAAAAUAUGGGAUAGCUAUGAGAAAAGUUUUGAGUUUAUGGUGCUGGAUUGCGCUGUUGUUUUCUUCAGUUUGUGGUGGUGGUGUCGAUCUACAAGGUCCAUUGUUCAUACAUGAACCUCCCCAUAGAGUGGAAUUUAGUAACAGCUCAGGUGGUAAAGUUGACUGUACUGCUCAGGGUAGUCCUCUUCCAGAAGUUGAAUGGAUUCUAGCUGACGGAUCACCGGUACAUCAGGUGUCUGAACUCAGACUGCUGUUUCCCAACGGUUCUCUUGUCUUCCCACCGUUCACCAACGAACGAUAUAGACACGAUGUGCAUGCUGCUCUCUACCGGUGUAGGUUAAAAAGUGCUCUGGGGAUUGUAGUCAGCAGAGAGGUACAUGUGAAAGCUGUUGUUAAGCAAAAAUACGAUAUUCAAGUACACGAUGAGUAUGUGAUAGCCGGCAAUACUGCUGUCCUCAAAUGUAAAAUUCCAAAUUUUGUAUCAGAAUAUGUAAUGGUGACAUCAUGGAUUCAAGAAGACAGCAUUAAUAUAUAUCCAAACACCGACAUUGGCGGAAAAUAUGUAGUUUUGGCCAACGGUGAUCUGUAUAUAAGUAACGCCGGACCUGGGGACGGCUACAAAAAUUAUGCUUGUCGUACUGUACAUAAAUUAACUGGUGAAGUUCAGACAUCAUCAUAUCCGGGUCGAAUCAUAGUUACGGAGCCAAAGGGUGAUGCUCAACCACGGAUCAGUGUUGAUAAAUAUAACGCCAGGCGAGUAGUUUUGGGCGAAGAUGUUACUCUACCAUGCGUAGCUCAAGGAUAUCCUGUCCCGGGGUAUUACUGGAAAAGGGAGCUACAAGGACAAAGUGUACCUGUUGCUCUCGGUGAAAGACUGACAAUACUUUCAGCGGGUUUACUUAGAAUAUCGAAGGUAAGACUGGAGGAUAGAGGUGUCUAUAUUUGUUUCGCUAAUAAUUCAGCUGGUGAAGAGAGCAUCAGAGUAACGUUAGAGGUAACUGCUCAAUUAUCUGCUCACGUACAACCACAAGUACAAGUUGUAGACGUCGGAAAAGAUGCUACGUUCCAAUGUAUUAUAAAUGGAUAUCCAGUUACCCAAGUCGGUUGGAUGCAUAACGGUAAACCAAUUGCUCAAGACAGUCGUAUGGAAGUAAUAGCUGAACCGCCGCGUUUAACUGUCAAGUCGUUGACAAAAGAAGACCGAGGAAUGUUUCAAUGUAUAGUUAGUAAUAAUUGGGAUCAAGCUCAAGCAAUUGCCGAACUUAAUAUGGGGGAUGCAGGUCCUGAACUCAUAUAUUGGUUUUCGGAACAAACUCUUCAACCAGGUCCUACAGUUUCUUUGAAGUGCGUUGCUUCUGGAAAUCCACCACCUCAAUUUACUUGGACAUUAGAUGGAUUUCCCAUACCAGAUCAUUCUAGAUUCCUAGUUGGUCAGUAUGUUACCAUCCAAGAUGAUGUCAUCAGUCAUGUGAAUAUUACCAACGUGAAAGCUGAAGAUGGUGGAGAAUACACAUGCACUGCUCAUAAUACAGUAGGAAAAAUCUCACAUAGUGCCAGAGUGAAUGUUUACGGAUUACCAUAUAUUAGAGAUAUGCAAAAAAUAACCGGAGUUGCAGGAAUGAGUUUAAAUAUUAAGUGCCCCGUAGCAGGUUACCCUAUUGAAACAAUAACAUGGGAACGUGAGGGUCAACUUCUUCCAAUUAAUCGUCGUCAAAGAGUAUAUGCCAACGGUACAUUGGUGAUCGAACAGACACAAAGGAAAGAGGAUGCGGGCACGUAUACUUGUCAAGCUCAAAACAGGCAGAGAAAUACGGCUAGGAGGGAUGUUGAGAUUCAAGUUAUAGUACCUCCAAAAAUACUACCAAUAAAUCCGAUGACGGAUCUUCUGAGAGAGGGUAUGCGAGCUGCUAUUACCUGCCAAAUUAUGGAAGGUGACUUACCAAUCACUUUCCGUUGGGAGAGGAAUUCAAAAGUGGUCUCUAAUAACGCUGCUUUGGGAACAGUCGUUAGGAGGAUCGACGAAUUCUCUUCUUCGUUAAUUAUUGAUCAAGUGACUUCCGCCCAUAGUGGCAAUUAUACUUGCAUAGCAAGUAACGUAGCUGGUUCAGAAAAAUACGUCGUUCCACUUACUGUUAACGUUCCUCCACGAUGGACAGUGGAACCUUCUGAUGUAAGUGUCGCUGCUAAUCAAGAAGCGAUUAUUCACUGCCAAGCGGAUGGUUAUCCUAAACCUAUGAUUACAUGGAAAAAAGCUGUAGGUGAGCAGCCAGGAGAAUACAAAGACUUCCUUUUCGAACCAAAUGUUCAACAACAUCAAAAUGGUUCAUUGAUUUUCAAUCACAUAUCAAAGGAAAACGAAGGACAUUACUUGUGCGAAGGAAAAAAUAAUAUUGGAACUGGAGUUAGUAAAGUGAUACAUUUAAAAGUAAACGCACCUGCCCAUUUUCCACAAAAAUCGAAGCAACUUCAAGUAGUCAAAGGAGAACAAGCUCAUUUACAAUGUUCUGCACUUGGUGAUACACCAAUGGAAAUUAAUUGGAAAGUAGGUGGCCAACAUAUAUCCAAAGAUGGAGAUCAAAGAUACACAAUAAGAGAGCAGAUUUUAGCGGAAGGAAUGGUAUCUGAAUUAGGUAUCGAGAGAACGAUAAGACAAGACACGGGAAUUUUCAUUUGUUCGGCUAGUAAUGCUUAUGGAAAUGACGAUAUGAAUAUUCAGCUGAUUAUUCAAGAAAUUCCAGAAGCUCCCAGAAAUGUACGUGUAAUGGAUCAACUUUCUAGAUCGAUUGGAGUAUCAUGGACGCAACCUUACGCAGGAAAUAGCCCGAUACUUAAUUAUAUUAUUCAGUAUAAGCUGGGUGCAGAGACAUGGCCCAAACAACCCUUAAAAGUAACCGUACCUGGCUCUCAAACUACAACAACUUUGCCAAAUCUGCACCCUGCGACAACUUACCAUUUGAGACUCCUGGCUGAAAACAGAUUAGGAUUAAGCGAACCUAGUCAAUCUGUUCAAGUCAAUACCCUAGAAGAAGUUCCGAAUGGGGCACCUUUAGACAUUAGAGCGGAACCAAAAAGUUCCACGGAAAUAGUAGUAACUUGGGAACCACCUUUACGGGAAACCUGGAAUGGAAAUCUACUUGGUUACCACAUAGGAUAUCAACAAUAUAUGGAUGGAGAUACAAAUGUCGGUACUCAAAAUUAUAUUUUCAAAAGUGUAGAAGUUAGACCACAUUUUGGUGGGGAAGCCACGCUCCAGGGGUUAGCAAAAUUCACAACAUAUAAUAUUGUUGUACAAGCGUAUAAUAGCCGGGGUUCGGGUCCAACCAGUGAUCCCGUAACCGCAAGAACGUUGGAAGAUUCGCCUACUCUACCUCCUGAAAAUGUACAAUGCUCCGUUUUAAAUGCUCAAAGUUUACACAUAUCAUGGGAACCUCCUUUAAUUGAGGGUCAAAAUGGAAUCAUCCAAGGUUAUAAAGUUACUUAUCAUUCAGUUGGAGAAUGGUUUGAUAACGAAGAUCAACAAACGAAAAUAGUUAAUCAAUUGAGAACAACGAUUUCGGGCUUAAGGAAAUACACUAAUUACAGUAUGACGGUGCUAGCUUUCACGUCUAGUGGAGAUGGUGUAAGAUCCGCGCCUGUAUAUUGUCAGACUGAAGAAGAUGUGCCUUCUGCACCUGCUCAAAUCAAAGCAGUUCAAAGUUCGCCAAGUAAAAUACUGGUAUCUUGGUUACCUCCAAAAUAUAGUAAUGGUCCAUUAACAGGGUACACGUUUUAUAUGAGUAUUGUUGAAGAUGGUCAAGAGGAAGGUACCCAUAAAAGAACUUUAAAUCCUACAACUGAAAUACAUGAAGUACUUAGAACGCAGGAUACUGCUACAUUACAGUUUUGGGUAACUGCAUCAACGAGAAUUGGAGAUGGUGAGAGUACUCGUGUAGUAACUCUAACCCCUUCGAAAAUAGUACCCGCUCGAAUAGCUUCUUUUGGUAGAGAAGUAAUAAGUGCUUGGAAGCAAGAUAUAUACCUCCACUGCCGCCGUGUGGGUGUUCCUCUUCCAACUGUUAAUUGGAGACUGAAUGAUCUUCCGCUAGAAGUAGGAGGUCGAAGAUUUAUUUUUGCUAAUGCAACUUUAGUCAUAAAAGAUAUUCAAAGUGUAGACCAAGCAAAUUAUUCUUGUAGUGUAGAGAAUCAAUACGGACAUGAUGAGAUAGUGUACAGUUUAAAAGUGUUAGUUCCACCAGAAGCUCCAGUAUUAACUGUCGUAGAUUCAUUCUCGGAUUCACUGCUUCUGAGAUGGAGUGAUCAAGGAAAUGGAGGAUCUCCUAUAUUAGGCUAUGUGAUUAACUAUAAAAGGAAUCAUGGAGAUUGGGAAGAACUUCAGAUUUCUGCGAGAACUGAUGAACACAUGUUACGAAGCCUUUGGUGUGGUACAAAAUAUCUUUUGUAUAUAACAGCAUUCAAUAGAAUAGGUACAGGAUUGCCAUGUGAUAUUGUUUCGGCUCAGACAAAAGGGACUGUACCAAUUCAACCAAAACAAUCCCAGAUGCUGACAAUGAACUCAACAGUAGUAACAGUAUGGUUGGACUCAUGGGGUGAUGGAGGUUGCGGUAUAUCGUAUUUUAUAAUCGAGUACAGAUCAUCGAGAUACUCUAGUUGGACAACAUCAUCGAAUCACGUUAAACCUACUGAUAGAAUACACAGCAUUGUUGAUUUAUUGCCUGCUACGGAAUAUCAGCUUAAAAUUACCGCACGUAAUAACGCCGGGGAUACGGAAGCAAUAUACAAUUUCACUAUGUUAACACCUUUAGGCGUUGUACCUGAAUUAAUACCUCCCGUAUCACAUUCUGGGGACCAGCCGUUUUAUGCUAAUGCAAAAGUUUUAGUACCGGUGAUGUUGUCACUAACGGUUCUCGUGGCUCUUGUUGCCACUUUAUUUUGGAGGAGAAAAAUAAGCAGAGAUGAGCAGAGUCGUUCAAUUGGCGAAUCGCCCUCCAUGGCGCAAAUUCAAAAUAAACAAAAUAGAGACCAGCAAUAUUUGGCAGUACGUGGAAAACAAGCGCAUGUUGUUGAAGAUGUAUACAAAGCCGAAUCUGCAGACUACGUAGAAGAUAUAUGUCCUUAUGCUACCUUUCAGUUAUCCAAAAAUACGUACAGCGAGAGUUCAUAUAGUGGAAACGUGUACAGUGGGCCGUACCAUUCGGUACGAGGCUCUUUUGUUUAUCAUGACGUUAAACCACUACCUAUUGAUAAUUUUAAGUUAGAACAUAAUAAAGAGCCUGAGUAUUCAAAAGUACGAAGAAAAGGGGCAAGGCUGAGAGAUCCGCAUUCUGAAAGUCAAGAGUCUGAUAACCUGGGCAGCACUGACUCAGAGGUGAAGAAGAUAUUAACGUUACACCUCCCUAUUUCAGAAUAUGAUACACUAGGAUCAGAUUCUGAGGGCGACGGAAGGGCUACUAGUCAGGAGAUGAUGUCCUUUAGUCACAGAAUGAGAGGGGGCGCAGAAGGCUCUUCUUCGUCGUCGGAAGCUUCUCCACCUUCGGGCAGUGUCGGAAGGAAGCCUUACCAAACUCGCAAAGGAAAAGCUAAGGCUACACCAGUCAACAAACGUCAUGUUAGGAGUAGUAGUGGAUAUUCAAGCCAUAACGAAGAAACAACUUUCAGUAUUUCUCAUGCUCCAAGUUUCAACGAACGCAUACAUCCACCCUCGAGAUUUUCAGAUUUAACAGCAAGAAAUUUGAGUGAAUCUGAAUACGAAAAAGGUAAAAAACCGCUACGAGGUAUGACCAAAUUGAGCAGAGAGGCGUUUCAGAUAAAUGUAUGAAACAUUUUUGAAAUUAUCAACAUCAUAACAAAACUAUUUAUGAUUAGGAUAAUGUUUGAGGUACAAGCUAAAACAGAGUCGUUAUUAUUAUUAAUUGACUUUCCAAGUUAACUCUUUUCUCAUAAAUUCCUCAAGUAUUUCACAAUAUUCUUAAAUCUGAUUAUGUUAAUUUGUGUCUUACAGCAAUUUCUAUCUAUUUCAAUACACUAGUAUCAUUUAUUAAAAUAAAUAUAUUGUAAAUUGAUUUGUACUAAUAGCUCAGGCACGUUCACCUGUUACCUCAUUUUUAUGACAGUUGCUCUAAAUGUUUCCUCCUCUAUUAUUUCUUGAUUCCCAUUUCUCUUUUCUGGAAAAAGCUGAUUCAAUAUAACCAAGUUGUAUACGGGAAGUCUAAACUAAAAUAUGGACCCCAAUAGUUCAAAUUAUGCUAAAAAGCAUUUUUUUAAAUUUAAAUCUCGUAAUAUUUGGAAAUACAAAUUUGAGUUGGAUUCCCCUUUUAUAGUUCAACUUAUUUCCAAUAUUAAUUCCUAAUACAGAGGUUCCAGCCAAUACAAUUGAUAACAUUUGUUAACUUGAAUAGUAUUCUAUUCAAUUCAAGAUUGUAUCUAAUACUGGGAAAACGUCAGAUUAGUUUCAGUAUAUGAGAACGGAGUCACAAAUAAAUGCCAAAAUUAUAGAGGCACUAUACUACUACAAGGAAAUGAUUAUAAACUAGGAUACAAAAAUAAAUUGAGCGAAGCUGUAACAAGUCAAUGCCUCAAAAAACGGAAUAUGGAAUAAACACGAGUUCUUGAAGAAUAGACACUCAUAUAAUCACAGAAUACGAAAUAAUACACACAGAAAGAAUGUAGGAAAAUAGAAGAAACGAAGCUAGACGUGCUUCCAGAUAUAAGAAGCAAGAAAAGGAAAAAAAAUAGAAAGGAAUAACAAAAAAAUAUGGCAUGAAGAAGUUAGAUAGCUACAGGAAAAAUAAAUGUUGAAAUGAAUGAGAUAAUACUGAAAACAAUACAAAAAAGAGAAUAUAAGAUAGUUUGGAAAAGUGAUACUACGUCAUAUCUAGACUUCAGACACGUCUUACCACCAACUAUCAAGGUUAGAAAAGCCUUAGUAAGUAAAUAGGUUAAUAAGAAGUGUUGUUAACGUUAAAAGUUCAAUUCCCUAAGAUAUUUCCUUCCUAAAGAUCCGUAAUUCGGUCCAUUUUCGUAGAUCUAAAACGCGUCUAAGACUUUUUUGCUUUUCUUUAUCCACCGUUUGGUACCAUCAAUAAUUUCAGAAAUUUUUAAUGACAACAUUGGAUAUGGAAUAUUCUGUGCAACGCUAUUUUUUGUAAUAAAUAAAUGAAAAGGUAUAGAGUAAAAAUAAUUGUAUAAGUUUUUUGUUUACCACAAAGUUUUCAGAGCGAUUUGUGGAGAAUAAAAUUUUCUAGAAAACAUAAAAAAAAUUUAAUAUUCUAUUCGCUAAACAGGGAAAACUAUUUGAAAUUCUGUUUUCAUCAAGGCAGACGAUACUUAGGUAGAGGAAACACAAAAGCUCUUAGUAAACCCCCACUAUAUUUGUAAAAAACUUACUUACCUAUUAUUGUCAGCAGUUAAUGCAAAAUGUUCAGUCCAUCAUCAUUUUAUAUGAACAAUAACGUAAGAUGAAAGAGUUCAAACAUCUAUUUCAUUAUAAAUUACCAUAUUUUUAUUAUAAAAGAUUUCUCAAAAUUUUGACGCAAACAAUAACUCAUAAAAAGUGAAAAAUAUUGUUUACAUGCAAAAAUAAGACAUCAUGGACUUAUUUGCAAAGAGUUAACUUGUUUUCCAAAAAAACUUAUUUCUGUGAACAAUCAAAAUGUACUUUCAAUCAUACUAUAAUCCAUAGUCUCAAUAUUUUGAAAAAAAAAUUAUUUAGGCACAUUUCGAACCCUAAUGUUUAAAGAAACUAUGGAAUGAAUUUUUUGAGCCUUUUCUAUUCCACUAAAUAAUUUUUUAAUCUGAAGUUGCUGCUAUUUUAUCGAUUUUCACUAUUAAACGGCUUUUAUAUUAUAUAUAUAUUAUAGUUUCGAAAUUUUUUUGAUAAUUCAAGGCGUUGAAUCUGAACUAUUCAUUCAUUGACAAUAAAAUAGAUGCAAUAUAAUCAAUUAAAAAUUAAACACGAGAAUGUUGAAUUUCCAGAAAUUGUGUGGUUGCACUCCGUUCGCAAGCCAACUCCAAUUCCAAUCACACCAUAUGCACAUUACCAGAACUCAAGGCUUUCCAUUUCUUCGAUCAUUGCACUACUAGGGAUAGCAAUUCUUUCCAAAAAUACCGAUUUUCAAAUCGAUUUGAAUCGUAGCCUGAUGAAUCGAUUCAUAAGAAAAUCGAGGCCUAAAAGAUCGAUUCUCUUAUGUCGAAGUUUGUAUUUACAAUGUAAAUAUGAAAAACAAGAAAGAUAUCAUAAUAAACAAUCUCUGGGAGCUCUAAUUAGUGGAAUCUGGGAUUUUUCAGUUCAGGGAAUUCGAUAAUAGGAAGUGUAUUGGGAUCCGAGCGGUUCUGCUCAUCACUUGCGAUGUUGGUGGUAAUUGAGCAAAGGCAUCCACGAGAAACAUAUAAUAAAGAAACAUCUGGCUGCGAUAAUGAUUAAAUUCUUCGCUUAAGCACUUUCCAGUUCAAGUAUAUUACAUGUAGAGAGUUGCUUUUUCUUAAGUAGUUUUUGAGUAAUGAACCCUUCCACCGGCAACACCGUAAUAUUACGUGUUCAACUAAUUGUAAAUAAUUUUAUGGUUUUUACCAAACCAGAAAAAAUUGCAUGUGGAUUUAGUACAACAUAUCGAUAUAAAAAAAAUCGAUUUAUUCGGUCCGAGGAAUAGAUUCUUCGAUUAAUCGAUUUCAGAUCGCCAUGUCUGUUCACCACGCUAUGACCAUGGUCGUUUGCUUUUAAUUUUAUCAUAAUUCCAUUGUUCACUAUUUCACUGGUUUUCAUUUCUUAGAUUUCGAUACGGAUUUAGAAGUUAAUGUUUGGGCAGCAACUUUAGGUAACAAAUUAAUAGAUUAUCACAUUUUACCUGGAACUUUUAAUGAUUAUAUGUUCCUGUUUUUUUUUUAAACAAUCACUAAUUCGAGAUAUUAGAAGAUUUAAUGUUAAACGAACGAGCGAAGAUCUCUAUUUGUAUGCACAAUGGAGGUUUGAUAGAAGGUGUCGUAAUUGGUUGAGUAAUCAUUUUCCGAAUCGAUGGAUUGGUAGAGGUGUAGAAGCUCCGAUUCAUUGGCCUCCUCGGUUACGCGAUUUGAAUCCCUUGGAUUACAGAGUUUGGUCGUAUCUUAAGGAAAAACUUUAUGCUACAAGGGUGAAUUCACCUCUUUAGAGAAAAGGAUAAACAAUAUCAAUACAACGUUGCCAAUAGUUGCGGCAAAAUCGUAAAAAAUGUUUAUAAUUUUUUCUUCUUCAACGCUCUUUAUCUUGAUUACGAAAAUUUUUUACUGAGAAAACCCCAAUUAUCUUUCGUUUUUCUAUCUACUCUACAGGCGGGAUCACCUUUUUUGAAACACUCUGUAUACUGUGAAUCUUGUAAUGGACAAAUACUGUUGAGUUGAAAAAACUGAUAUUUGAAUCGUACAUUUUGAUUGUGCUAACAAAUCAAUAUCUACUGAUAAUCUAGGUCUGAAAAAAAAUCUAACACAAAUCACAAUUCUAUCAUGUAUCAACUAACAUCUACUGUUAAAAGUCACAUGUCUAAAUGUCAAGACUGACUAAUUAGCACUUUUAUAAUUGAUAAACCCAAUAUUGUAUAAUUGUAAGGAAUUCAUACUGAAACAUAUCUAUCUCCAUCGAUGAUAUUUCAAGAAAAACGAAUUAGUGUUAAAGAAAAUUUCCAAUAUUCGACCUAAUAUUUUUCCAUUUUUUCAUAGGAGUUUUGAACAAAACAACAUUUUAAAAUGUUGAAAAAUAUUGAUAAAUAGAAAAACAAAACUUUUUAAUUAGUUAUAAAACAGAUUUUAACUUCUGUUGUAAAUGUAAUGAAUCAAUUCUCAGAACUAAUUAAAAAAAGAACUUCGCAAUUAACAAUCCUAAUUUAUAUCUCUCUUUAUGAAAUAUUAAUAUGUCACGAUUAAGUGACUAAUUGGAAGAAGGCAUACUCAGUAUCACAUACCAUUCUUCUUCUGUAGACGUCUGUCCGAGCCAUCUGCGCAACUCUUUCAGCCAUGAGCCUUCGAUCUUCCCUUCUAUUAUCAGGCGGAGAAUCUCAUAUCGCACUGUAACUUUCUCUCCUUGAUCGUCGUGAGAAGUUCUUUAUGUUUACUAUUUGCUGCAGGACCUCUAUGUUUGUCUUAUGUUCCGUCCAAGAUAUCCGAAGCAUUCGCUUGUAUGCGUACAUUUCGAACGCAUCAAUUUUCUUCUCGGAGGCCGCAUCCAUGGUCCAACUUUCGCAUCUGUACAGUAUAAUCGGAAAGAUGUAACAGCAAAGCACUCUGGUCCGGAGUUCCAGGCUGAGGUUUGCCAGAAGUGUCCUCAUGUUUUCCGCGGUUACUCAAUUCUUGAUCUGAUUUCGAGUUUUGUAUCGCAUUGCUGAUUGACGAGCGUGCCCAGGUAUCUUAGAGAUCCCUCCAUGGAGUCUUAGGGUGGCGUUUCUUUGUAUUUUUGAGAAUACCAAUAGCUUGAUCUUGGAGAUAUUGAUAUAUAGGCCGAUUUUCUCGCUAUAUUCUAUAAUAACGUCCAUAAGAGAUUGAAAUUCAAGUAGGCUACUGGCCACUACCACAGUAACAUCUGCGUAACGAAGAUUGUUUAUAAUGUUUCCAUCGAUCUUUAUGCCUGCAGUUGUAGUCUCGAGGGCUAUAUGUCUUUAAUAUCUAAAAGUAUCUUUGUUCAGAUCGGAUAACAGCAAGAAUAUCGACCUUCGCACUUCACUAUAGUCGCUCAUAUUUAACUGAUUGGAUAGCAUUGGGAUGAGAUGACCUCUCACUAUAUUUGGCACUAACGCAUUUAAUGACUUCUUUGAUGGAUCCUAGGGGGAUGUCAUGGUGAAUUACUUCGUUAGAGACACCUUAGUACUUUACUUUGGAACCUAUGGUACCCCAUAGUUGUUAGCACAAUAUUGUUUAUUAUGUUUCCAUUGAUCUUUAUGCCUGCAUUUGUAGUUUCGAGGGCUUCGCUGAAUACUGCUUCAGAGUAGUACUCAGUACUGUUUAACCUCUACAAUCUGUAUUGGUCCAGUUAUAUUAGAGGUUUUAUAUGGAAUUGAGGCUCAAUGAGUAUUUACCGUGACACGCCGAAUUUUAAAUCAUCGAUGUUGCCCAGAAAAGAGACUUGAAUUAACAAGUUUUGUCUGUUGGGUAGGGCAAAAUAUCAAUAUCAACACAACGGCAUGUGAAACAACUUAAACUUCAGUAUAUAGGUAUUUCAUGAACACAUACGGCUUCAUAAUCAUUGUCGUCUUCUCCAUCACAGGCAGCUCAUCUCUUAAAAAACGUAGAGUCUCUUGAACAAUCUUUAUUUAGAUUAUUUUGGUUGAUAUAUAAAAUGAAAAUUUUUGAAAAGAAAAUUCUAAGAAAUGGUUCAUUGCGAUGAAAAUCUUAAUAUUAUUCAGCAUAGAACCUAAAAUAAUCAUUGUAACGUUUCGAUAUACACUAACAUGCAGCGAAAACAUUUGAACCAAAUAUUUUUAAUUGAAUUAUGUAUUGAACCACUUUUUAGCAGUAAUUCAUUAACCUGGUCGAUUUGUCCACCAGCCACUUAAUACCUAGUCUAUCAAAAACUUUUGAGUUUUGUUAUAAUUAUUAGAGUUCAAUGAAAUUUUCCUUGAUCGCGAUGUUUUCUAAUUAUUUACUCACUGUUAUAUACACAUAGUUGCUCUCUAUGGAAACACCCAUAGAACACAUUCUAAUCCAUCCUCACAGAGAAAAAAUAGAUUGAAAUGGAUUUAAAAGACUUCAAUGUCACAUUCAAUAGAAGAAAUGAGGCGAUUACAACAGUUUGUUGUUGAUAAAAAAGCCUGUUUGGUUUGUAAAUAUUUUUGUGUCUUCGCCGCCUGGUGAUUAUAUCAAAAUUAAGCUUUUUUGAGACUUUGAGGCUAUUUUUUCCCUUUAUCAGAUAAAAUUAUUUGAAAAACCUCAUCUUACCAUUGAAUAGAACAAAAAUACCAUGGCAGGAGAUAAUGUUUAGGCGGGUAUUAAUUUACUGGACUGUGUCAAAUAUAAACGAAAUGUUCAAGUUAUAACUGCUAAUGGUUCAAAAUAUAUAAUUAAUUAAUCAUAUAAAUACGUUGUUUUUCGAAAUAGUUACACUCAGACUGUAAAGCUUCCAUGUAUAUUUCUUUGAGAGUAAUGUAUCUGUAAUAUUUUGAUGUAAAAAGGCGCACUGAAUAAAAUAUCUGUUAUAAAAAUAAAUAUUCUUUGAAGAUUUAGUUGAUAAAUAACACAUCACUCAAUAAGUCGUGUAACUAACUAAUAAAAACACAUUUUUGCCAAAAAAUCGAUUCCAAUGCUUCUCUAACUUCUCGAUGCCGUGCAUGUAGAAGGAUUUAUCUUUUGCCUCGAAAUAGGCUUCAGUUUCGGCAAUUGCUUCUUCAGCUUCAUUUGCAGUGCAAUUCAUUCAAUUUAACCAUCGUUGUCAUCGACUUGUAAAUCAGUGCAUUGUCUUGGUGAAACAGUAGUCAUUUCUUCGACAUAUGAGGCCUUUAUUUCUGCAUUCAAACGAUCCAAAAACUCGAUGAACAAUAUUUCAUGGGCAUCCCAAAAUACUGUAGCCAUAACGUUCCCAGCUCACUGUUGUGCCUUUGGACCUUUCGGACGUGGUUCACCGGCUGCAGUCCGUCAGAUGGUAAUCAUUUUGAUUCCGAUGUGAUGUGAUAGAUCCAUGUUUCAUCCAUCAUCAUGUAUCGACGCAAAAAAUCUGAUUUAUUGUGUGUAAACAUGACUGUAACAUCAAUACGUUUUUGUUUUUGAUCGACUGUAAAUAAACGUGACACACAUUUUGAAAAAAUCUUCCUCGUGGUCAAAUGUUUCUGCAUAAUUGUAAAGACAAUUUCAAUUUACGAUUAGAUGUAUCCAAUUUGUGGACUUUUUUAUAUUUUCCGUAGUAACCACCACGUAAAUUCAGCAAAUCAAUAAAAAAUGGUUCUUUUCGAUGGAACAAAGUCCGGAUAACACUUUUGAAGCCAUUGCUGAGUUUGUACAGUAUUUUUUUUUCAUCAAGAAGUAAUGACAAAUCAACAAUCCAUUAUUUUGGAAAUAACAAAAGUAGCUUCACUUAAAUGGUUUUCAAUUUUUUCUGAUCAAUCGAAAUGUCAUGAAAUUUUACACACAGACUUCUGAAAACUGAUACUUCAUAAACGUCAGAUGGAUUUGAUAAUGGCAGCGCCAUCUGUGUGUCAGUCACACGACUUAUUGAGUGAUGUAAUAUUUGUAGCUGAAAGCUGUAAAAUUUUUUAUACUUAGUAGAUUGAUUUGUCACUCAUUAUGUGUCUUUAGGACUAAAUAUUGCAAGAAAAAUCGACAAUUUCACUUCACUAUAAUCCAACUAAUACUCGUAUCACUUCGUAAAAAUCUGAGUUUAAUUUAUCGAAAAUUUGCUGUACAAGGUGGCGCAAUAAAAACGUACUGCAAACAAACGGUUUUUGUUACUGUUUUUUGAUACUGAAAAUAUACUCGAAGCUUUCCUUUCGAAAGCGUGACUGGUAUACCUCAAUAAACGAAAAUUGCAACUUCAAUGAUACCUGUGGAAAGGAUUUUUUCAUUCUCUACAUAUUUCUUUUUUAUUUUCUUUGUACUUUUUGGUAAAAUAUGAAUUUUUUCAAAAAUUUCUUUUUUAAGAACCGUAUCUUUGAAUCAAUCAAAUUUUUUUAUCAACUCCUGUACUAUGAUGCAGUACUUGUGGUGACACUGCUUGCAUGCAAGUCUGUCAGCAAAAAACAAGAUGAAUUAAAUUGAUUAAUGGAGGAGUCCUCUAAAUCACAUCCUAUCUAGCGACAAAUAAACAUUUUAUUCAUACAAACGUAUUUCGUGGAUAAUACGGAUUUAAUCAACCCUAUUGAAAUAUCAAGUUGUCUAAUAUAAAUACAGGAUGUGCUCUCAAUGACAAAUUUCUCAAUCUGCAAAGCGCGCAGAUUUCAGAAGUGCCAUAGCUCUAAGUGGAAGGCCGCAUCACAUCGAAAAAGAAACGUAACCAUAUUAAGUAUUGAAAAAAUUGAUUUCACAAGGAUAAAAUCAAAUGAUAUUUAUUCUGACAUUACAAAACAUCAAGUAAUCAAGCAAUCUAAGAAAAUUGUGAUCUACUUCAAAAUGACUACCGUGGGGUAAACAAGAUUUUUAUUUUGUCCCAUAGUUCGGUUGCUUCGUAAUUUUUUUAUUUUAUGGUAUUAAGAGGACUUCAUAUAUCUUCAGAUUUCUUCUAAAAAUUUCGAACAGUUAAUUUGUAAUUUCCACUGUUGUAUACAAGUUGUCAAACAUGAGUGAAUACUAUUUAUGAUUGCAAAAUGAUAAUCCAGUGGCACCUGAAAGGCACAAGGGCAAAUUUAAAGCUUUAGACUGAGUUAAACCCUUUUCAUUAAGUGAAAAGAGCUUUAGGCAGAACCCUGCUCAUUUUCCACCAUUUACCGAUGCUGCUUACUAAGCACAUUGAUAGUCGUAAAAAAAGCAACUAAGCUACGUUUCCGAAAAGAAAUUUCGCCCUUUUUUAAGUAUCAGCUCUUUAAGAAGCUACUUCGCAGUAAAAAUGGAAAUAAAAAGAUCGAUUAAAUCGAUCAAAAAACACAACACUGUAUAUGUAUAGUCGAAAAAAAGCAACUAAGUCACGUUUCCAGCAAGAAAUUUUGCACUUUUUCAAGUAGCAACUCUUUAAGAAGCCACAAAUCACUUACGGCAAAAGUAUUAGUUUAACCCAAGGCCACUUUUCAAUUAGAUUAAUCGAAACAUUCUUGAUAAUAACUAUGAAUCAAUUUUAAUAGUGAAAUAGGUGAUUGAUUUUGGUAUAUUUUGUGAUACAACGUCUUUGCAUUAUUUAGUGCUAAAUUCACAGUCGGUGCCUUUAAAGGGAAUUAUAAGGUUAGUUUUUCCCUUAACUUCCAGAUGGGUAAAUGUCAGUGCAUGUUAUAGAUUCUAUAGAUUGUUACCUAAUAUGAAAAGAUGUCUCUCGUGAACACACCUCACGUCUAGAACUAGAUUGUAUUGAAUAAAUACCAAAGAAGCGUUUUUGAAAUGAUCAAAGAUCUUCUAUACGUUAAUUUAUCUUUUUUAUAGUCCGAUAAUUUUUAUAUCAGCAUAUAAUAAUAAAUAUACGAUGGACAAUAACUUCGGCAAAAAAGAGUAUAGAAUCAAUACGAUUUCAAGUUCCAGAAGAAAGAAGAAGACCCGCACUUAACAAUGAAUGUAAAUAGAAAGGAUUGAAAAUCUGAUCGUUCUGAGGAACCGUAUCACACGGCCAUACAUUCAGCAACGGAACAAACGCUUUCUCCUCCCUAAUGAGGUCAAUGGGUUCUUAUCUUAACAUAGAAAGGUCAUAAAAAGAAAAAACUCAUUAUUUUUCAAUAUGUUUUCCCUUUAUUUCCACAAACUUUUCAGAUCGUAAUAAAGCUUCUAUGCCAUUAUAAAAAUUUGAUGCAUCUUUAUAGUCAAAAUGCUCGUACAUUGUCUAUUCUAUUUCAUCGACGCUGUUACCAGCUUUGCGAACAAAAUAUAGUCGAACGACGCCAGAUCAGGGCUAUAUGGUGGGUGUUUAAUCUCUAUGAAACUACAAUCGUAUGCCUUGGAAAGCGAAGCAGUAUGAAUUGGAGCAAUGGUAUAAAGAAAUCGGACAAAUCGGCAGAUUUUUUCGAUUGCCUGAGUAAUUCCUUAAAGCCAAUCAAAAUGAAACCCUUGCAGUGCAAAAAUAUUCUAAUCAUCACUUUUUGGUGCUUUUCGUGAUCUCGUGUGAGAAGAGUUAUAUUGAAAGUGAAAAAGAAUUUUUAGUAGUCGUAGAAAUAGAAAUCGUCGAGAGCUGGAAAUAAAUAAUCACUUAUCAACAUGAUAAUAAUAAAGAGAGAAACAUAAAGAAAUAAAAAGCAUCUGGAAUUAGUGAAUAAAGAUAAAGAAGUGGUCUAUGUACUAAGGUGUUGGUAUUUUUGAAAAAAACUAAAAAAAUAUAUUGAUAACUAAUGAAAAUAUAUUCAACGACAAUCACUAAUGUAUAGCGUACCAACUCGGCUUAAGUCUAUUCAAAUAAGAAAUAAAUGGAAUACAAACAGUAAAAAUAAGAUUUGAAAGAAAAAGCUGCAAGGUUUGUAAUGAAAUUAAUAAAUAUAAAAUUUAAUUUAUGGUAACUGCGAAAUGCAGAAAAGUUAACAAUGAUAUAAAAUGGUACACGUGGAGACGUAUACCAAUAAGUGAAAACAGCUUAAAUAAUGAACAUACUGGAAACAAUUAACGGUGUAUUAGUGUGCAUGAUGUAAAGACUACAAGGUGUGUUCUUCCCGAGGGCUCAUUUUCGACUCGUACUGCGCAUCUCUUUGAGAGCGAAUUCUUGUAGUCUUUACAUCAUGUAUUCAAUUCAAAUGUUUUAAUUUGGCGCAUCGUUUUGGGAGCGAAUUCUCAUUGGCUGCUUCCCAGCUGGUGCGCUAUAGCACACCUUGUAGUCUUUACGUCAUGUUAGUGUGCGUUCACAUUGGCAACGCUCAAGCGGUGAGCGUCUAGCGAUGCCGCUCUAGCGAUGUUGAAAAAUCUUUCUGCUCACAUUGCAAAAGAGCACAACACAACGCAUCGCGCCGCUCGACCUUCGAUCUUGUUCGUUUUUUUUUGAGUGGCGUCGCUUUUGUGGUGCGCUCAUGUUUAUAUUUUUAUUCAGUAUGAAGUCGAAUUGUGACGAAUCUAUACGUUCUAGCUUUGAUAAAAUGACGUCGCAAAAUGAGAUUAUUGAUCGUCAAUGCUUGAUUUUUUCCAGAAUGUAAUCAAACGUUACCUCUGACAUUCUUAAAAACUGAAAAAAUCUUUUUGGAUCACUGCGAAGUUCAUGAUAAAGGUGAUGGAAUUCGCCAUAAGCAAGUCUAUUCCUAUUAAGUUUAUGAACGCCUUGUAUUUUUUGUUUUCUUUAAAAUUAUCGUAGUCGUGAACUUUCUAUAAGGAAUAAUCGUUUGGAUACCAAACUCAUUACAUUCUUUUGGUUCGAAAGCUAGAAAAUAACUAAAACGACGCUUAACCAAUUUGAACAGGACAACGCACGCGAUGACAUAAAAAAAAAGGCAUCGCUCAACGCUCGACGCUCGAAGCUCACCACUUGAACAUCUCCAAUGUGAACGCACACUUACGAAUUGGUUGGGAUACGUGGAACGCUUAGAGAACGAAAUAAUAUCGAAGAUGGUGCUAUACAGAAACCCGACGUAAAAAGCAUGGAAAAAUAACAAGACAAAGUCGAAUGAACAAAGCUUAUAAUCAUAAAUGUCACCAAAUGGAAAGAUGAAACGAGAAUCAGAAAGAAUUAGAAAUAUAUUUUUAAUAUAAAAAUAUAAGAUCUUUGAUUUGCCUGAUAUUUCAAUUUCAUUUCAUACCAACUUUGGUUUUGCUUCAGUACAGAAAAAGUUCUAUUGAUAUUUGUAAAGUUUUUUAUAAUGGUAGAUCACACAAAAAUUUUGUCUGUCUGAUAGUGCAAAAUUUAUCAUACUUGUUACAAGAACUGUCAGUUUUAAAUGUAAAUAUAUACCUUUUUAUUGUAACGAUGUGGAAUUUAAUAAAAAAUACAAUGUUGUGUUUA